UGAACAUAGGCCAAGUUUACAUGCAUAGAUGCCCCAAUCCCUUCACUACUUUUAAAACUCCUUGGUCCUUAUCUUUGUCGAAUCCAAUGGGUGGCAUCAAUACAUUCUUCCUUUUCAUCUUCCUCACUCUUUUCCUUGUCGGAAAUGGGGAGCAAGAUGCCCAAAUUAAAGCACUCCAAACAACCGUCGGUAGUAGUCUUGCUACUGCAGAUGGUUUCCAAAGCGUACUAAUAAGACGAGCCUACAAAACAAUUCAAGCCUUCAAAAAGAAAAUUACAUACGAUCCCAAAAAUAUUACAAAAACAUGGAGGGGCAAAAACAUUUGCCGCGAUUACAAAGGGUUCUUGUGCGAUGUCCGCCCCGAUGUCAAUCAAACCGCAAUCGCGGGUGUCAAGUUUAACAACUAUAACUUUAACGGCCCAAAUUUAACCCUCACCGAACUCAUCACCGGCUUGCCGGACAUCGUUUUCUUCCAUGCAAACUCCAACAACUUCACCGGCUCCAUACCCACCAAUCUCAACAAACUAAAAUACUUCUUCGAGCUCGAUCUCAGUAACAACAAUUUCUCGGGUAGAUUCCCCACUGAAGUCCUCCGAGCCAACAAGUUACUCUUCCUCGACCUCAGGUUCAACACGUUCGUCGGCACAGUUCCUUCACAAGUCUUCGGUCUCAAGGUCGAUUUGCUCUUCAUCAACAAUAAUAACUUUAUCCAAAGACUUCCUGCAAACCUUGGCAAUACGACCGCUCUUUACUUAACCCUAGCUAAUAACAAGUUUAUUGGUGGAAUUCCUCCGAGCAUUGGUCAAGCUUCCAAUACUCUACUCGAGGUUCUUUUCUUAAACAACAGGUUAAAUGGUUGUUUGCCGUACGAGAUCGGGUUUUUGAAGAAGGCCACUGUGUUCGACGUAGGAUUCAAUAGGUUGCAUGGCCCAAUCCCACGUUCGUUUCAGUGUUUAAGGAAAAUGGAGCUUCUAAACUUGGCCCACAAUAGGUUCUCCGGUGUGGUGCCUGAGGCGGUGUGCAGCCUCCCGAAUCUGUCGAAUUUCACGCUUUCGUAUAAUUUUUUCACUCAGGUUGGUCCACAGUGUCGGAAGCUGAUCAAGAAGGGGAUUCUAAACGUGGACAGGAACUGCAUUUCGGGUCUUCCGUACCAAAGAAGGCGGGCCGUGUGUUCGAGGUUCUUCGCGACAAGUCAGUCUUGUCCUAAUGCAAGAUCUCUCACUUUGGUACCAUGCAGACAAGGGCUUUCUGAUGGUGAGUUAGCUUCCUCGGAUAUUGAAUCUACUGCACCAUCGCCGGCGCCGGCUCAGGCUCCACGAAGGGGAAGUUACGGAGCUCUUUCGCCGCAUUAACUCAUCUUGUGGCGCCUGUUGUGUAACGGUCAAAGUGAAAGCAUGCAUGUUUUUUCUUUGAUUUCUUUGUUUGCUUGUGUUUAUGUUUGUUUAUGUUUAUGUUUCAUGUGUUUGUCUUUUGUAACAAGUACGUGCAAAUAAUUGUCCUCGUUCAUGUAGUUUGGGAGUUAUGGACUUGUGUUUCGUUUGAUUUAAAAAUGCUAAUUUGUCGUUGUGUA
Messenger RNA from Helianthus annuus (common sunflower), 1570 nucleotides. RefSeq lists its product as uncharacterized. The coding region runs from base 21 to 1352 and encodes 443 amino acids. The transcript has a single exon. Gene Ontology annotation, molecular function: protein binding. Lineage: Eukaryota; Viridiplantae; Streptophyta; Magnoliopsida; Asterales; Asteraceae. The record is from RefSeq and is a predicted model, not a curated record.